This is a messenger RNA of Babesia bovis T2Bo, 786 nucleotides long. RefSeq names its product Acetyltransferase (GNAT) family protein. The coding region runs from base 93 to 761 and encodes 222 amino acids. The transcript has a single exon. Gene Ontology annotation, molecular function: acyltransferase activity, transferring groups other than amino-acyl groups. The record is from RefSeq and is a predicted model, not a curated record. Lineage: Eukaryota; Apicomplexa; Aconoidasida; Piroplasmida; Babesiidae.
GGAGGAAUUUUUAUCUAGCGUCGUUGCUUAUACUGCCUGAUAUAUGACAUUCCAUUGGUCAUUUUGCAGGUUAACACAUUUUUUGUUUCAAGAUGUCCAUCGCGGAAUCACUAUCGCAAGAGCUUUCAAAGAAGCUUAGCAUAGGCUCAGUCCAUAGUAAAUCACAGGAAGCUGGUUCUAGAGAGGAGUAUGUGCAAAGUCGCAUUAAUCGCGCGAUACACAUACACGACCUAACUAAACACACAAUACGCCAGGCGUGGAUAUUCUUGAACAAUGCUACUAAAUAUGACUUCAACGAUCAUAAGCAGGAUGGCAGUGAGUUCCCUGAGGCUACUGCUUACUACAAGUAUGCCAAAUUCUCUUCCAUAGUAUACCUCUAUAACUUCUCUGUUGGCAUCUGUCUUUGUGAUGUCGUGAAAUACGACUGGACAGGGCAACCUAAAAAAGGAAUUGGCAAAAGCAAUGGCAAAAUUAAGCCUGAGCCCUUUGCAGUGGUAAUUUUAUGUAUAGCGGUGCUUCCAACUUACCGGGGAGUCAACCUGUCUAGAAAGCUUUACGACCAUACCAUGAAUAAAGCUAUCGAGGCCCGUUUUCACAAGAUAUUUGCACUUGCAGAUGCGGAAACGGAGGGAUUCUAUAAUAAACUCGGCUUCACUAAAACCGAUUAUGAACCUCUUGACCAAUCUGAACUCAAGGUGAAGCUCAAUGGAACUCCAUGUCAAUUCACCGUAAUGGAGUACACAAUUAACCAAGGCCAAUAAAAACAUUUUCUAAUGUAGUUAAUGC